AUGCAAGUCCCCUUUGUGAACCAAGUCUUUGACAAGGACGACGCCAAGGGCUCAAGCCUCCGUCUGUCGGAGCUCCUGUUCCCCGAUCCAGCGCAUGUUGAGGAGAGACUUGACGUGAAGCCCUUGACGCAGGGAACUACGAAUGGGCUUUUCAAGGUGACGUAUCGGCCCUUUGAUGCCGGUGAUGCGUCUACUCAUGAUGCAGUCCUGGUCAAGGUCUAUGGAGACGGGACGGAUAUCACCAUCGAUCGCAAUAAGGAGCUCAAAGUACAUCAGCUACUUGCAGAGAACAAGCUCUCCUCAUCUCCCCUGGUCCGAUUCGCCAAUGGUCACGCCUACCAGUUCAUCCAUGGGAGAACAUGCUCCGUCUCUGACAUGGCCAACCCGGUCAUCUAUCGCGGAGUCGCGAGAGAACUUGCUCGGUGGCACGCGACACUCCCAAUCGUCGAGCCCAAAGACCCACAGAGCAGUCUUGAGCAUGAGCCCAGCGUUUGGGCAACGGCAAAGAAGUGGCUUGACGCUAUUCCGAGUCAACCGACGCGGUCCAAGGCGGAUAAGACCCUGCUCCGCGAACAGUUUCACUUCUUGACCGGCCAGUUGCUUCUCAAUGACGACAAACUGGAACCUUUGGUGCUCGGACAUGGCGAUCUCUUGUGCGGCAACAUCAUCGUCCAGGAUCUGACCGAAUCCACUGAGGCUGCAUCUGUCCGAUUUAUCGACUAUGAACAUGCCACCUACUUCCCAAGGGCAUUCGAGCUGGCCAACCACUUUGCAGAAUGGACAGGCUUCGAAUGCGACUAUACUCUCCUGCCGACAAGGUCAACCAGGCGAGAUUUCAUCCAUGAAUAUCUCGCCGAAGUCGAUCGGCUGCGGCAAGACCGGGAUCCUGCACAUAUCCCGUCCGUUAGCGAAGCCCAAGUGGAUCAUCUAAUGGCCCAGGUGGACUCUUUUCGAGGAUUCCCCGGCUUCUACUGGGGUCUCUGCGCCCUCAUCCAGGCUGAGACAUCGACCGGGGCUAUCGACUUUGACUAUGCCGGAUAUGCCGAGAAGCGGCUCGCAGAGUAUUGGGACUGGCGCAGGAUGCAUGACGGAAAUGUUGACGCAGAUGAGGGCAUUUCGCUGAGGGAGGAGAGAUGGGCAGCUGCUUGA
Messenger RNA from Fusarium falciforme, 1149 nucleotides. RefSeq lists its product as hypothetical. The record is from RefSeq and is a predicted model, not a curated record. The coding region runs from base 1 to 1149 and encodes 382 amino acids. Gene Ontology annotation, molecular function: ethanolamine kinase activity; choline kinase activity. Gene Ontology annotation, cellular component: cytoplasm. Lineage: Eukaryota; Fungi; Ascomycota; Sordariomycetes; Hypocreales; Nectriaceae. The transcript has 6 exons. Gene Ontology annotation, biological process: phosphatidylethanolamine biosynthetic process; phosphatidylcholine biosynthetic process.